Messenger RNA from Erpetoichthys calabaricus (reedfish), 1937 nucleotides. Its product is annotated as zinc transporter 1-like. Gene Ontology annotation, molecular function: calcium channel inhibitor activity; zinc ion transmembrane transporter activity. Gene Ontology annotation, cellular component: endoplasmic reticulum; membrane; Golgi apparatus. The record is from RefSeq and is a predicted model, not a curated record. Gene Ontology annotation, biological process: intracellular zinc ion homeostasis; detoxification of zinc ion; zinc ion transmembrane transport. NCBI's taxonomy places the organism in Eukaryota, Metazoa, Chordata, Cladistia, Polypteriformes, Polypteridae. The transcript has 2 exons. Bases 245 to 1552 code for a protein of 435 amino acids.
GCUUUUCCUUUGGAGACACUACUGUAUGUGGGUGCAAAAUCUAUCCACAAGUCAACACAUGUUAAAUGACGGAGGACAAUGGAGUGCCUAAUCUUUCAGGAUAAUUUGAUUCAUCCAGUCUUUGACCUUACUCUGAGAAGCUUCAUCAAGAUUAAAUUUGGUAUUCUGCUUGCAAUGGUACAUAAAUAUUGUUUUAAAGUAGACUCUUGCUUUGCCUUGAUCCUUUGUAUUUAAGCGAUUGAACAUGUGUCAAAUGAGAAGAGUUUUUGCCUGCGAGCCCAGAAAAGUGAGGCUGUACUUUCUACUGUUCUUAACUUUUAGCUUCUUUGUGGUGGAGGUGGUCAUCAGUCGUAUUACGUCCUCAUUGGCAGUGCUGUCUGACUCUUUCCACAUGCUCUCAGAUGUCUGUGCUCUUGUAGUGGCACUCGUGGCCCUAUCCUUUGCAGAGAAGACUCAGUACACUACUAAGAAUACCUUUGGCUGGAUUCGCGCUGAGGUGAUAGGUGCACUGGUUAAUUCAAUCUUUCUAACCGCCUUGUGCUUCACAAUCAUUCUUGAGGGAAUUGAACGUUUUGUGGAGCCACGGGAAAUCCAAAAUCGAAUUAUGUUGAUUGGAGUGGGUGUUGCUGGCCUGUUUGUUAGCCUUGUGGGCAUGAAAAUGUUGCAUGAGCAUACCCAUGAACAAGUCUCCACCAAAAAGGAUAUGAGAACCAAGGAGGUAGGAUUAAGUAAGGAGGAUCAGCAGUGCAAGAGUGAUUCACCAGCCACUGAGACUCAGAAGGCAAACGUAGAAGAAACUGUCAUAAAUGAUGUCCUUCACCACAACCGUAUGGAUGUCCAGAUAAAUGUCACCAGUGCUCCCUCCAACGAGCUAGAGGAAUCGUCAUCGCAGCUGAACAUUAAGGGUGUCUUCCUCCAUCUCCUUGCGGAUGCCUUGAGCUCUUGCGUUGUUGUGGUAAACGCUCUGAUCUUCUAUUUUGUGUGGAACCCUUGUCCUGACGAUGAACCUUGUAUCAAUCCUUGCGUGAACAGCCCAUGCAGUGCCCAAGUCAAUCUCACCCACAUUGUGUCCACAGCUGGGCCCUGUUGGGUCCUCUACUUGGACCCAAGUCUCACUGUCAUCGUGGUGAGUAUCUUGCUGUACACUACGUCUCCUCUGUUGAUAGAGUCUGCACUCAUCUUGUUGCAGACUGUGCCAAUGAAGAUAGACAUGCAUCAGAUAAAUGAAAAGCUGCGUACUUUGGAUGGGGUUUUGGCAGUUCAUGAACUUCAUGUCUGGCAGCUUGCUGGAAGUCGCAUCAUCGCCACUGCUCAUAUCAAAUGCCGUGAUCCCUCUUCCUACAUGAAUGUAGCAAAGCAAAUAAAAAAACUCUUCCAUGAUGCAGGCAUCCAUGCGACCACAAUCCAGCCUGAAUUUGCCAGCAUUCACUCCGAGUCCGGCUUUAACCUUUGUGAGCUCCCCUGCCAGACUCUGUGUGCCCCCAAACUUUGCUGCAGCAAUGGAAAAAACAUGAACGUGGAGAGAAACAGCAUGGAGGACAGUGAAAUCUAAAGGUGAAGAUCAGGUCUACACUUGGAAACCUAAGCGGUUAUGAACCUCAAAAAUGAGAUGUUAUGCUGACCCAUUCCUUUUGUUCUACUGGUACUUAAUUUUAUUCAGCUAUAUGAUACUACACAAACAUUUUAGACAUUGAUAUAUGGAUCUUGUGUUGUUUUCAUGGAAUGUAUGGUUUUCCUUUAAGGCAAGAUACACAGUGUAAUGACUGAAAUAAUUUAAUUUUCCAGGUGGCUUACUAAGCAUAAACAACUAACACAGGCACAAUAUUCUGCAAGUGACAAACGCAGCUGUCAAAUGAGGACAAGAAGCAUGGAACUAAAAGGAAACACGAUCUAAAAUGGCACAAGAGCAAGAGGGUGGUUCAGGAACUGUAAAUGUG